Homalodisca vitripennis (glassy-winged sharpshooter) is the source of this 6131-nucleotide messenger RNA. It is a transcript of the gene eIF4H1, whose product is annotated as eukaryotic translation initiation factor 4H. The transcript is spliced from 7 exons. The coding region runs from base 102 to 944 and encodes 280 amino acids. The record is from RefSeq and is a predicted model, not a curated record. Lineage: Eukaryota; Metazoa; Arthropoda; Insecta; Hemiptera; Cicadellidae. Gene Ontology annotation, molecular function: RNA binding.
UUCUCUACAGUCUUGAACAGACCAGAGAUCGAGUAUAAUCAAAGGCUACCUUAUACAUUCGUACUUCGUAGUCCAUCGACAAAGUCUAGGCCAGUUUCAAAAUGGCUGGUUCGGCACGUUAUGGAGAUUAUAGGGGCUAUGGUGGUGGUCAACAAAAACCAAAGAGGAUGCCCACAGAGCCUCCAUUCACAGCUUACAUUGGUAAUCUACCAAAAAAGAUUGUCCAAGGUGAUAUCACCAGGAUUUUAGAGAAUCCUGAAUUAGGCCCUGGUCGCAUCAAUGUGAAAGGUGUAAGGCUUGUUAAGGACAGAGAAACCGAUGUGUUUAAAGGAUUUUGCUAUGUAGAAUUUGAAGAUGUGGAGAGCUUGAAAAAUGCACUAGAAUUGAAUGACACGAUUGAUCUUGAUGGGUAUUUAGUAAGAAUUGAUAUUGCUGAUGAUAAACGUGAUCGUGGUGGAUUUGAUCGUGGAAGAGGGAGAGGUGGAUUUGGUGGACGUGGUGGUAGAGGUGGAGGGGACAGAGUCACUGAAAGAUCUUAUGAUGACUUCAGUGGAGGUGGUGGGUUUGGUGGAAGUGGCGAUAGAGGACAUAGAGGAGGUAACAGAAUGGGAGGAGGUGGAUUUACAGAUAGAGGAAAUCGAGGCAGUUAUGGCGGUUUUGAUGAAAGAGGAGAUGAUAAAGACUGGAAUCGUGGUGGAGGUCGUGGAACCGGAGGAAACUACAGCCGUGGAAGACCAGAUGGCAAUAGAGAGCGAAGAUCCUACAAUGAUGAGUUCAGAGAUCAUCCUCCUGCUCCACCCCCAGCUGACACAAGUAAUCGACCACGGUUGCAGUUAAAGCCACGCACAGUCAAGGACCCACUGAAUCAGCUGGCAGAGACAACUCAAGCGUCUGCUAUUUUUGGAGGUGCCAGGCCACGUGAGGAAAAAAAUCCCUCCGACUAAAGAUUAAUUUGUUUGAAAGAAAGGAAAUUCAGGUCGCACUGAGGACGGUUACGUUAUUGGUGCCAAAAGAAGACCAAGCAUAAAGCAAGAAGUAAUUUCUUAAUUGUGAUAUAUAUAAUGUGGUGAUGAUAUGAUAUGCCUAUAUAAUCCAGGAUCCAGCUAGGGUUAACCAGGAAAGUUGGAUUAUGAAGAAUUUCUCUUCAUAAAUACUUAGUGUGUUCCAAUCAGGUGUUACUAUGACACUUUUUAAGCUCUCCAGCAUACACAGAAAUCAGAGUGGCCACCCAACCGGGAAAACUGGGUAACCAGGAACCACAGCCUUUCAUGCAUUUAUUUACUUCAUAGUAGUGUUGUCGAGAUGUGGUGAUUCUAUUGCAUUAUUGUAAAGGCUAACACAAAAUAUUUAGGAGCCAGUAAUUGAUAACAUUAUCUGUACUUGUAUUCUGGGUGCAACUGUAGAAGGUACUGUUCUGUACCGGUGUCUAUGUACUUAUUCUACAGAUCGUGAAUGAACCACACUUUUGUAACUUCCGUAGCAGAUGAUGCAUUCUUCAUGUAUUGGCCGUCAGUGGAAUAUAUAUUGCUAGCAACGAUACUUUCGUACGACUCUAACCAGAGCUAGAUGAGAAUCUGGAAAAGCGUGCAUCAUGCAUGAAUUUCGGACUCCGGGAAACAUGUGUGAAUAUGCAUGAGCUUUUACAAUGUCCCUGGAAUUUUUACUAGGGAUGGAUCGUUUCCGAUACUCUAUACCGCGGCUCUUUUCAAUCGAUUCAGAAAUGGAAAGCUGAAUUUCGAAAUUCACAAAUAAUUCUAUUUGUGGACAACUACUGAUCGGCAGUAUGCAAAUCACUGAUUGCUAAAAUGUUUUUGUGCUUUCCAUAUGAAAAAUGUAGAUUGUAUAACCAAAUUAAAUAACUACAGUAGUUUAAUAAGUGAUAUUUUAGCUAUAAUUAGUAUUUUUAUAUUUAUUUUGACGCAUUGUCAAGAGUCUGCCCAGUCUAUUCGUGGACAAAAACGAUCGGCAGUAUGUAAAUUACUGAUUGGUGAGACGUGUUUUUGUAGUUCUUUUGGUAUAAAAUCUGUUUAGAAACAUAUAGUGACAAAAUAUUGUGACUUAUAACAAAUAUUUAAAUUGAUGUUUGUAUUUCUGUGCCUAUAUUUUUAAGGCCAUUGUGUCUGUUGGUUCUAUGCACAAUACGUUAGCUGCUCAGUGAAAAACAGACGAUCGCUAAUUUUUAUUUUAUCUAUACGUCGUACUUUGUGGUUGUACAUAAAUAGAUUCUCUAUAAAUGUAAAUAUAUCCAUACAUUUUUACAUACAUGGGAUAUAUUCUGGGAUAUAUAUUUUAUAAUCUGAUAUUUCUAUUGUUUAAAAGGAGAAGUUAGAGGUUAUGACCUGUAAUUUUAAGUAUAUUCAUUUCCCUGAAUCUCUGUAAAUUACUUUAAAGUAGUGUGGUAUUCUUAGGCUUGCUCUCCCCUCCCCCAAAGGAUAAAUUGAUUAAAUAGAGUUCAGAUAAAAGUAUUUGAUGAAGUAUAAGAUGGACCGACCUUGUGUAUCUGUGAAAUUGUUGCCAAAUACCGAAAGUCCGUCCACCACAAACCUUUGACCCACAAUGCUGGACUGCAGUCUGUGUCACGAUAGCGCUGUUGGUAUUUAUUUCUUAUCUUUGUUUUUCCCUAUUGGAUACAUGUAUUUUCUAAACAUUACAGAAAGGAAAGUUAUUGGGUAUACAUAAUGUUUUGUCAGCACAUCGCAAGACAGAGAUAAAAACUAAGGAGCAUAAAAUAGGUGAUAGUGAUAAAUUGUCACUGAAUUUCUCGCAUUUCACUAGUGAUGAAAUUUGGUAGAGCACCGCAUUUCUUGCAAUUACAACUGGUUACGAUAAACCGUCACCGUUGCACUCGGGGUAAGGAUUAAAUACAGUAUUACAGUUGUUUAUUUGGCUUAAAAAUAAACUAGAUAAUUGGAAAUUUUAAUUUGAUAAGAGGUUUUAAGUGACCACUCUGGAAAUUCUUCCUAUACCAACAUUCCUGCAGAACCUCAGCUAGGUACAGGAUUAAUAGUCAUCCUGUGGGGUUCCCAUCAUCUGUUUUAUUUCCCUAUGUUUUUAGUAGCCAGAAUUGUAGAUAUUUAUUCCUUUACUUAAGAAUACAUAGAUGAUUUUUUACAACUGCUUAUUACAUGUCAGUAGUGUGUGGAAAUUGUUUACAAGUUUCCUAGAUUUAUUAUUAACUGAAAUGUAUGGCAGUUACUAAUCUCUUAUAUUAUUACAUUAAAUAAUUUCUGACUAAUGGCAAGAAAAUGAAUUGGUCAACGGAAGAGGUGUAUUAAGUAGUUAUUGAUGAGAACUAUUUGUAACUAAAUUUUUAUGGACCUUACUUUGUGUUAACAUAAUCUUAUGUUGUUGUAGAUUGCUAUUAAAAUAUACCUCCAAGAAAGUUUUAUUUGUAUUCUUUAGUCAUGUAUUUUUCUUACUAUUUAAGGCUGUUUUACAUUAUGUGUUUUUACAUGUUGACAGUUUUAGUGCAUAAUAUUACCUUAUUAUGAAGUUCUCAUUCUCUUUUAGAUAUCUAAAAGUUUAUUUAGAAUAAUUUUGUUUUGAACAUGUGUAAUAGAACUGUUUAUGAAUUCUUUGAUGUUGAAGUUAUUAACAUUCAGGGGUGUCUGUAAACUAUUGGCCAUUUAUAACUACACAUUUGGGCUAUUUCCAUUUUGAACUACAGAAGAAAGUUUCUGAGUUACUACAUACAAUAAUACUGCUCACAAAUAUUUUUAAAGUACCAUAUGGAAAUGUUUAUUGUAAAUGAAAAAAUGAACAUUUGGUCUUCUAGCAUAAAUUUAAAGUACCUUAUUAGAGGUGUGCCAGGCCGUUCCGGAAAGUUCCAGGUUCUGAACUAGUUCUGCGAGAUAGUUCCAGUUCCUUGUGUUCCGUUCCAACAGUGCUUGUCUACUUAUUUAAGUUUCUAGUCGAUUUCGUUCCGGUACAAUAUACUUACUUACUUACUCUUACUCCCAGGGCCAUUUAUAUCGGAGGUGAUAUUUAGCCGCACCAACAAAGCUCCUCCAUCUUGAACGGUCCUCUACAUCUUCCUGUGAAGCGCCCACCUACAGCCGGUACAAUAUAAUACUACGUAAUAUAUUUAUGUUAUAGACUAGUACAUGUUGAUGUUUUUUGGUCAAGUUUUAAUUUUUUUUUUUUUCAAAAAACAUAUUUUAAUUUUAAAACAAGACUUUCUGUUUAGAAAUACUUAUGCAUGAGCAUUUGUGUAAAAAGAGGAAGAACGCAGCUUUAAAAAAUGUAAGUCACAUAGGUCUCUUAUAUUUGGAUAAAGAAUUAUAUUUAUUAAAAAAAAAAACAUUAAAACGGGCGGCGGUAAGAAAGUUGUCAAAAAUAGGAUACAGCAUUGAAAGUGUUAAAUACAGGUUGCCAGAUGAAAAUAUUGUGGUUGCCUGGAAUCCACGGAGUGGAACUGGAACAUUUACCAGCCUAGUUGUUCUGCCGGAACACCCGGAAUCAUUUUGGCACGGCUAGUAAACCGUUAUGACAAAGCUUAACAGAGCGGGAACACCCAGAACUUAUAGGCAUGUAACCUGUUGCAGCAGAAAAUGUUCAAGGUCCAUUCCGGUUCUGAUGGAACUGUUCCAGUUCUUUUGGCACAUCUCUAUACCUUAUAUUUUCUUGCAUACACUUCAAAUCUUGUAGUUCUUUGUUCAUAAAACUUUUCAUUGGCAUACUUAUUGAUAAUCAGCGUUUUUACAGUUUUAAUAGUCUCUUUAGCAUUAUUGCUGCUGGAUGUAAAUUCAUAGUUCAUUGAAAGUAACUUUUUUAGCAAAUUUCAUAUUUUAAAGUCUUUUAGCUCAAGAACUAAAUUGUAUAGAUAUGAUUUUUUUGAACUCUAAAUGUUAGUGAUGUAACUUUAGUUAUUAAAAUAUUAAAAAAUUAUCAAUUGAUACAUUUAUUUUCACUACAGCUACAUUCAAAACCUAUAUACUAAAUGGUAAUUAUGUAUUAUUAUAUCCGUAUGUAUGACAAUUAACAUAUGUAAGUUACCAUACUAUUAUCUAACUUGUAUAAAAAGGUUAAAAGUUUUCAAAACAUUUUGUUCUAUUUUUUAAAGCCACUCUUUUAACAGUGAGCAUCAUUUUUACACAUACAAAUAUAUCAACUAAGCACCUUGUGCCUUGCUGAGCCUUUUCGUUUAUGAUUCUCCUUUAAUUGAAUAGUUAUUACUCUGUUGUAAUAUUUCAUUAGUUUUUAUGAAUACAUUAUAUAUAAGUGGUACAGUAAAAAUUGUAACAAAAAUUGAGCCAGGAUUUAGUCACAUGUUCAGCUAAAAUUUACAGAUACCCUACAUCAUUCUGUACUUAAUAUGUUUGUAAUCUGGUAGUGAUGGCGAGUUCAAUAGAUUGUUAGAUAAAUACCAGCUGUAUGGAUUUUAAAAAUUUGUUACAAAAUUACAGCCAGUACUUUUCAACUAAUAUUUAGAAAGAAGAUCAAGAGUAAAGUAAAUAGGGAUGUGUGAGUUCACUUUUUGCCAAAUCUGGAUUUUAAUCUAUUCAGUUGCUUAUUAAUUGUAAGUUGUGAAACAUUCAGAUAACAAAUUAAAAUAUUAUAUAUAUAUAUUGUUUCAAGAUAAAAACGAAACCAUUUUUACAUUCUGGUUUAAUAUUUAAACUAGCAGGUUAGCGAUAUGGACCUCAGAUGAUAAAUGAUUACCAAAGAGCUACAUAAAAUUAUCAUAAGAUAAGUCCUAUAGAUGAAAAGGUUUUAGCGACACUGAUAAGCAUUUGAAAUUAUAGAGAAAAACUACUUUUUGCUCAAUUUCACUUAACUCACACAUCUCUAGGCUAAAAGGUAUUUCAUUCCAUACAAGACAUACAGCUAAAACAUUGAUAUUUUAAAGAUAAUUCUAUAUCCGAAUAUUUCAAGAACUGCAUCCAUCAUUACUUACUUACUGGAAUUAUAUUUGUCCAUAUUCAUGUUGUUACACAACACAUGAGUAUAUCUAAUUAUACUGAAAUAUUGUAAAAUAUAUGGAAUUGCUAUUGCUAUGUUUUUGUCUGGUAAAUUUCAGCCAAUAAAUAUAAAUACAAGAUUAUUACAUUUGUGGAAAUACUACUGCUAUGUUUUAGUCUGGUAAAUUUUAAAACCAUUUUAUUUCAAUAAAUUAAUUAUUUUGUUACUGG